This is a messenger RNA of Neltuma alba, 1151 nucleotides long. Its product is annotated as protein ALTERED XYLOGLUCAN 4-like. The transcript has a single exon. The annotation marks the transcript as partial. Gene Ontology annotation, molecular function: O-acetyltransferase activity. The record is from RefSeq and is a predicted model, not a curated record. NCBI's taxonomy places the organism in Eukaryota, Viridiplantae, Streptophyta, Magnoliopsida, Fabales, Fabaceae. Gene Ontology annotation, cellular component: Golgi apparatus.
AUUGCAGAAGAGGAAAGACCCAAUGAGACUUCAUGUGACUACUUCAAUGGCAAAUGGGUCCGUGACAGAAGAGGCCCUUUAUACAACGGUACGACCUGCGGAAUAAUCAAGGAAGGCCAGAACUGUAUCAGCCACGGAAGACCUGACAUAGGCUAUCUCUAUUGGAGAUGGAAACCCACACGCUGCAAUCUCCCCAGGUUUAAACCCCAAUCUUUUAUUCAACUUUUCAAGCAUAAACACUUAUCUUUUGUGGGUGAUUCCCUGGCUAGAAACCAAUUAGAGUCACUUCUCUGUAUGUUAGCCACUGUUUCCACCCCAAAUCUGGUCUAUAGCAAUGGGGAGGAAAACAAAUUUCGCAGAUGGCAUUUUGAUUCUCACAACAUUACUGUGUCGCUGUAUUGGUCUCCAUUUCUGGUAAAAGGGAUUGAGAAAUCAAGCGCAAGACUGAAUAAUGAACUUUUCUUAGAUCUUGUCGAUGAGAAAUGGGCAAGGGAUCUAAAUCAAAUGGAUUUGAUGGUGCUUUCAAUAGGUCACUGGUUUCUGCUUCCUGCUGUUUACUAUGAGGGUGGCUCAGUGUUAGGCUGCCAUUACUGUCCUGGUUUGAAUCACACUGAAAUUGAAUUCUAUGAUAUGUUGAGAAAGGCUUUAAGGACUACCCUUAAGAGCAUAAUUGAAAGAAGUGGUGUUCGUGGUAGUGAUGGUAAAGAUGGAAUCAAAGUGAUAGUGACAACAUUUCCUCCUGCACAUUUUGAAGGUGAGUGGGAUAAAGCUGGGGCAUGUCCAAAGACUGAGCCAUUCAAAGAGGAAGAGAAGGAGCUUGAAGGGAUGAAUGCUGAUAUAAGGAAGGUUGAGGUUGAAGAAGUGGAAGCUGCUAAGGCUAAUUAUAAUGAAAACUUUGGAAGGGUUUUGAAAUUGGAGGCAUUGGAUGUGACCAAACUGGCUUUGAUGAGGCCAGAUGGGCAUCCAGGUCCUUACAUGUAUCCUUUUCCAUUUGCUAAUGGGGCUAAAGACAGAGUCCAGAAUGAUUGUGUUCAUUGGUGCUUGCCUGGUCCUAUAGACACUUGGAAUGAGAUUUUUCUGCAGAUCAUCAACAAGUGGAAUGAGAAUGAGCCAUUUGUCUCAUGACAAUGACAGAUUAGCACCUAGUUUCA